AUGGGAGGUUCACUGUCGCGUAUUUGGUCCCUGCUCUGGUCCAAGAAGGAGAUCCGCAUUCUGAUUUUAGGUCUUGAUAACGCUGGAAAGACCACAUUGCUGUACAGGCUCAAGAUUGGUGAAGUCGUCACCACGAUACCUACAAUUGGUUUCAACGUCGAAUCGGUCACAUAUAAGAACCUCAAUCUCAAUGUCUGGGAUCUUGGUGGCCAAACUUCUAUUCGCCCAUACUGGCGAUGCUACUACGCCAACACCGCCGCAGUGGUCUUUGUCAUCGACUCCACAGAUAUUGAGCGAUUGGGGACUGCAGCAGAUGAACUAGCAGCCAUGUUGAACGAGGAGGAACUUCACGACGCAGCAUUGCUGGUGUUCGCCAACAAACAAGAUCAACCCGGUGCCAAGGGUGCAGGCGAGAUCUCAGAGGCUUUGAAGCUGGGAGAACUGCGGGACCGAAACUGGAGUAUUGUUGCUUGCUCUGCUAUUGAUGGCAAGGGUAUUAAUGAAGGAAUGGAUUGGCUGGUGCAAACAAUCCAGUCCGAGAAUGCAUGAUUUUCUGGCGUUCUAUGGGUUUAGAAUUUCAUCUUUGAUACCUUGGUUUUCGAGUUUCUCAUACGACUCGGGG
This is a messenger RNA of Penicillium verrucosum, 622 nucleotides long. Its product is annotated as ADP-ribosylation factor family protein. Gene Ontology annotation, cellular component: Golgi apparatus; cytoplasm. NCBI's taxonomy places the organism in Eukaryota, Fungi, Ascomycota, Eurotiomycetes, Eurotiales, Aspergillaceae. The record is from RefSeq and is a predicted model, not a curated record. The transcript is spliced from 5 exons. Gene Ontology annotation, molecular function: GTP binding; GTPase activity. Gene Ontology annotation, biological process: intracellular protein transport; vesicle-mediated transport. Bases 1 to 549 code for a protein of 182 amino acids.